Exophiala spinifera is the source of this 726-nucleotide messenger RNA. RefSeq lists its product as uncharacterized. NCBI's taxonomy places the organism in Eukaryota, Fungi, Ascomycota, Eurotiomycetes, Chaetothyriales, Herpotrichiellaceae. The record is from RefSeq and is a predicted model, not a curated record. The transcript has 4 exons. The coding region runs from base 1 to 726 and encodes 241 amino acids.
AUGCCACCCUUCCGCAUGCCCUUCACAUCCCGGCGUCCGGUCACGAACGAGCCAACCUCGGACGAAAAUGUGCGGCCGACGUCUAUGGAUGGCCUGAUUGCUAGCCCAUACCGAGACAAGCCUUCACUGGCACUGGGAAUAAAAGAGAAGCGAGCAGAACCCAACGAGUUCAAGUUGAGCUCCGUCAACGACAGUGGCGAAUACCUUCCGCCUUCACCCACCGAAAGAGAAUCAUUCUGGUCAAAAGCCAAGUCACCGGCCUCUACCAUCUCCCACCAUCGCCAGUGCUUCAAUGACAAUGAACCUUUCUCAAUCUCUCGAGAGUCCUUCGAGUCCUACCGAAGGUCAUUCGAUAUUUCUGGGCGAUCACCAAUCUUACAAGCCGACAGCUUUACGUCUCGGUCGUCUCUAGACUCACGAGCACCUACCCGGUAUCCCACGAGGUCUACUUUCAGCAGCAGCACCUUUGAGGCACCUACGAAAGAGGAAGAGGACUUUGAGGAUGUCAAGUUGAACGAAGACAAUAAACCACAACAGCCCAAGAAGAAAAGUUUCUUAUCACGAUUCGGAGACUCGAAUGGGGAGAAUGUGCCUUCGAAGGAGGACGGCAAGCAUCAUUUCCAUAUCAUCCCAGGACGGAGGCGAGGUCAAAGUGGCACGGGAAGCGAAUUGAAAGAUAUCCCUCGGCCACAAAGCAACGGGAAGGCCGAGGUGACCGUACGAUAG